CUCCAUGACUUAAACUCCAUGAAAUGUUUAGAAUGGGUCAGCUAUGUGGACGAUGCAUGCAGCUCCUGCGGGACUUCAUAGGCUUUGUUCAGAGGAUGUCCUCUGACUUGGUGCAAGGCAUCAAGGCGUGCUUAACUCUGAUAAGCAAAUGCUCCUGCUUAAAGCAAAACGGCUCUAAAAACAGACAGCUGUACAAGCCCAUCCUACAGCCUCAUGAGAGAGUGACAGCGCAGGAGUUUCUGCAGCAUAUUGAGAGAGAUUUUGAAAUGUCUCCACUUGGAAAGGACCCUCUGGAAGCCUUGAGGACCUUAUCCUUUUCAGAAAACCCAGGUUUACAGCAGUCAGCUGCCCUCUAUUACUUGCAUAUGAGUCAGCACAUGAACCUCCCCCUGCCUGUGGAGCAUCUGGAACCCUUCUAUGCCUUACUGAGUUCUGCUGACCUGGAGGUGCAGCAGAUGUCUUCCUUGUCCCUUGUCAACUUCUUGCUGGAAGGAAAUAUUGACAAAGAAUUAGUUGUCCAAAUGGGGUUACUUGAGCCAAUUCUGGAUCUGCUUGAGUCAGAGGAUCCCACUGUCCAGUGUAAUUCCUGUGCCUGCAUCAUGACUUUGGCUGUUUCAGAGUCCAACCGAGAGGCUAUUGGUGCUGCUAGAGGAAUUACACCCCUACUGUCUCUUGCCAAGUCCUAUGAUCCCAGAGUCCAACAAAAUGCAGUUGGUGCUAUUCUGAACCUCACACAAUCAGAGAAAAUCCAACAAGUCCUAUGCAAGGAAGGAGCCUUACCAGUUCUUGCCUUGCUGCUGGAAUCUCCUGACUCAGAAGUCCAGUAUUACAGCUGUGCUGCCCUGAGCAAUGUGGCAGCCAAUGUUCAGCACCACAAAGACUUGCUGAGACCCAGUGACAGAUUCCUUCUGCAGACACUGAUCUCUCUCCUAUCUUCUUCUGUGGACAAGGUUUCAAGCCAGGCAUGUGUUUGCCUAAGAAAUUUGGCUACCAGUGCAGACAUCCAGGCUGAGAUGGUUGCUGAGAAUGCCCUGCCCAAGCUGUGCUCUCUCCUGGCCUCUGGCAGUGAGGACGUGCGUCGUGCCUCCAUUGCUCUGCUCUGGAUACUCUCCCAGCACCCACCCAACCAGGACACUCUGGCAUGUGCUGAGCUACUGCAGAGCCUGGGGAUGUUACUGGCAGCACAUAAAACAGACCCUGUGAUUGUUGGACAUACUGCUUGCAUCAUCAAAAACCUGAGCCUUUGUAAAAACAGACAGAGAAUCACAGAGAGCUGCUGUGUGGAAGGUCUCCUCCAGACCAUGCUUGUGACCGAGGCUCAGGAGGACUCCCUUCGUUACGUGACAUCCUGCCUCGCUGAGCUAGCAAAGCAAGAAGGAGCCAUGUUGCACAUGGUCCAGUGGAUGGAUGAACCUUUGACAAAGUGCUUGGUGAGACUGGCUGGGCAACUGGAAUAUCCUGAGCUAUCCUUUCAUGCUGCCUCCAUCAUCCAGCACAUGAUUGGUCAUGAAAAAAUGAUGCUUUUGUGGAAGCAUCACACUGGAGAGAUUCAAGCCUACCUCAAGAAUUUUCUUACCCACCAAGAGGUCCGUUUUCAGCAGCUGGGCAUCUCCACAUUCUGCAGACUACGAGCAGGAGCUGAGAGCCCAUGAACCUCCGUGUCCCCUACCCAAGAUUUUCUCACUGAUUCAGAGAGCAAUGCCUCAAGCCUUCGGCGGUGCCACAAACUCAAGCACCCAGAGCGAGCUCUGCCCCCAACAGCGUUGUUUAGCAAAGCACAAAAACGUGCAAGAUUUCACAGUUCUGCACAACAGCAACCAAAAGUGUGGGAUGGAAUAAUGAAUGACAGUAGAAAUCAGCAUCAAACUAAAGAGAAAGCAACCCGCAUCGCUCCUCUUAUCACUCAAACUGCACUGCUUUAUAAAAACCACACACUACAUAAAAAAGCACAAAAAACGACCAUUUUCCAUUUGCUCUGAAACGAGCAAACCCCAAAAAUCCCCAAACCUGCAUCAUCAUUCAAAACUCUCAGGUUUCACACAGUCUUCAAUAGUCUGAUAAGGCAAAGGAAAAGUCUUCCAUCAUUGGGAACAGCAGCAAUUUACAGGACUCAGAACAAGGUAUUUCCUUGUAUGUGUGUGCACACGUGUGUGCACAUAUGCAUACACAUCUUUUAUAGUAUUGUGAACAUGGAUGUAACUAAAAAGAAUCAAGUUUGCAGUUUCUUUUUUACCACAUUUAUCUAAUUUAUUCAAUUAAAUUCAAUUUAUUUCUGUACUGAGCAAAAUUCAUAAAUACAUAAUCUAGGAGAACAAUAGGUUUUCCUCUUGUCCAUGAAAAAA
Ficedula albicollis (Collared flycatcher) is the source of this 2342-nucleotide messenger RNA. Its product is annotated as vacuolar protein 8-like. NCBI's taxonomy places the organism in Eukaryota, Metazoa, Chordata, Aves, Passeriformes, Muscicapidae. Bases 24 to 1652 code for a protein of 542 amino acids. Gene Ontology annotation, biological process: nucleus-vacuole junction assembly. The record is from RefSeq and is a predicted model, not a curated record. Gene Ontology annotation, molecular function: protein binding; protein-membrane adaptor activity. The transcript is spliced from 15 exons.